Messenger RNA from Sphaerulina musiva SO2202, 6846 nucleotides. RefSeq names its product L domain-like protein. NCBI's taxonomy places the organism in Eukaryota, Fungi, Ascomycota, Dothideomycetes, Mycosphaerellales, Mycosphaerellaceae. Bases 252 to 6449 code for a protein of 2065 amino acids. The transcript is spliced from 4 exons. The record is from RefSeq and is a predicted model, not a curated record. Gene Ontology annotation, biological process: cAMP biosynthetic process; intracellular signal transduction. Gene Ontology annotation, molecular function: adenylate cyclase activity; protein binding; magnesium ion binding.
CGCUUGCAUUCGCGGUAUACAGCGCCCGCCGCCCGCCGUCCGCCCCCCCAACCCCCUCCCCUUUCGAACCACCGACCCGGAACUACCACCUCCUACUCUGCCGCUGCUGCUGCUGCUGCUGCCGCCGCCGCGUCGUGUCCCCGAGCUGGCAUAUGGGCCUCGAACCGUCGAGCGCGGGCCACAACACCGCCGCGGGACUCGUGUUCCCCAUGGGCUAGCCCACAGCUGGAUGUAGCUGCACACUGGGGAGGAUGAGCUUUCGCGACACCACCCCUUCUUCGGAUCGACAUGGCUCGGCUGGCGCAGAGUCGACGCGCUCGACCGACACGAUUCGUGGUCCGUUCGCGAGCUUCUCGACCUCGACUGCGAGGAGCCAGCCACCGAAGCUGCAUACCAGACGCGACAAGUCCCAACGUCAGGACUCCGAGGUCUCACCUUUGACGCUCCCCAAACCUCAGCCGGGCAAUGCACGCGCCGACAGCAUUGCACCAUGGGAAGACACUACACCACCCGCCAUGUCGGCCACCCGCUGCUCUGGCAGCAUCCCUGCCAUUCGACAAACGCCGCCGACUGCACAUCCUAUGGCGUGGAGCGACGGUAAUGAGAAUCAAGGGCCCAUGCCGCAGUCGAUAUUUACUGGCAGCUUCUGCAAUGAUAGCAAAGAAGACCUCGGUCAGAUAUCGCCAGGCUUUGCGCCCGGCAAUGGCAUGUGCUUUCCCAUCGAUGGCGAUGAUAGACGGCCGUCCAUUGCCAGCGCGACCACGGUCUCGUCAACAGGCUCCAAGAUCAGUGUGCAGGAUCGCAUGCAGAAAAAGCUCAGAGGCUUCUUUGGCGAGAACGAGGUGCCCGGGGGAAAGGAGGGCCGCCAGAACUCGGAGGCGAGCUCGAUGCAGAAUGGCUCCUUGCCCCCAUUUGGGCAUGGAGUCGUCUCAGGGAGAAAUAGGAACAACUCUAUGAAUGAUGCGAUGCUGCAAAGCAGUCCGCCGAGCCCCGGUUCCAGGCCGCGAACUCCUGUGCCUCCGCCCUCCAGCGAGGUCACGCCGUGGGCUUUCCAAGAUCCCAAGCAGCAGACUGCACGAAAUGCAUCGGAAUCGAGCUUGCCGGCUGACAACAACAGCACCAGCAGCAGUCGCAAGACCUCGAGGCUGCACUUACCUAGCCAUAGGCACAAUCGUAGUAUCGAGGAGAAGGCACACGGCUUUCCGUUGCGGCCAUCCACCUCCCGUGAGCAAUCUUUCAGUAUUGGACGCGGAGGCAGCAAUGCUGCCAACGCAAUGAGCUCGGCACUCAACAUCAAGUCCGUUCGUUCGACGAGUCCAGCCCCGAGUGCCCACAGUGCCAUUGGCGGACAGACAGGCCAGUCACCAGUCAUUGGUGGACAAAAGCGAUCGCUCUUUGAUCGCGUCACGGGUCGACGGAAGGGAGACAAAGAAGCAUUGCAGUCGCAAUCUCACACUUCUUUGAUCCCUAUGCAACCAGCGCCCUCACGCGAGCGGGCAGACAGCAAAGGGAAAAGCGGAAAGGGCAAGGCGGAAAUUGCCAAUGGCGGUGCUGCGCCGGUACAGAAGAAAGGCCCUCGGCUACCUUUCAAAAGCAGCAAGACGGCGGAAGCGAAUGUCGACCAAGUGAGACCCAUCAGAGAUCCCAAUGCGCCGCACGCAGACGCUGGAGACGCACUUUGGCAUCUAGAUACAGAUAUGUCGCAUAUGGAGGGCAUCAUCGACCACCGAAAUCCCCCUGUGGGCUCGCCGCACAACGAGAUAUACACUGGGUGGCCUCCCGAAGAGGCACCUCCAGAACAGCCCGAUGAAAAGGGCGCCUGGGAUGCGCCAGACAGUUGGGCGGUGCAGAAGGUGGCAGACGAGAACAUGCGCCGUCUCACCGAGCUUGACGACGAAGGCGAUGUCAGGAGAGAUGACUCUGGACCGAUGUUCUUCAUGCGUAUCUUUCGAGCCGACAGCACCUUUGCAGUCAUAUCUGCCAGUCUCAACACCACAGCCGCGGAGCUCAUUUCCAUGAUGGCGAAGAAGACUUUUCUUCAGGACGAACUGGACAAGUACCAAAUAGUGAUGCGUAAACAGGACACAAGCCGCCAGCUGGGAUCCGGCGAAAGACCCCUGAUAAUGCAAAAACGGCUGUUGGAGCUAGUGGGAUAUCAAGAAAAGGAUCAUCUCGAAGAUCUGGGUCGGGAAGAUCAUGGGUAUCUGUGUCGUUUCACCUUUUUGCCCUCCAAAAUGAGCGGGUAUAGUAGUCUCGAACGUGACCCUGGAUUCAACAAGAUGCAACGAUUCAACCACAUCGAUCUCUCCGGCCGGAAUCUGAUCACGAUACCUAUCACGCUCUACCAGAAAUCAACAGAGAUCAUUACUCUCAACUUGUCCAGGAAUCUGACUCUCGAUAUACCAAAGGAUUUUGUGCAGAGCUGUUCCAAUCUUCGAGAGAUCAAAUACACCAGCAACGAAGCCUGGAAAUUGCCUCCCGGUCUCGCACUUGCGCAAAAGCUUACCACGCUGGACGUAUCGAACAACAGGCUCGAGUCGCUAGAGCAUGCAGAGCUUUACAAGCUGAGCGGGCUUCUCAGCUUGAAGUUGUCGAAUAACAUGCUCACGACUGUGCCCAGCUACUUUGCCCAAUAUCGAUGCUUACGAAGUCUCAACCUGUCGUCAAACUCAUUGACAGAAUUCCCGCCUGCAUUGCGCGACCUGACGACCUUGGUCGAUCUGGACAUUAGCUUCAACUCGAUUUCCUCCUUGGGCGACAUCCACACUCUGACCAACUUGGAGCGAUUGUGGGCGACUAACAACAGGCUCUCGGGUCCCUUCGAUGCUUCAUUCAGCUCGCUUGUGAAUCUUCGAGAGAUCGAUGCUCGAUUCAACAACAUCAGCAACAUCGAUAUUGUGUCACAACUACCAAAGCUGGAAGCACUCAUGCUUGGGCACAAUGGCGUCUCGCAAUUCGAGGGCUCGUUUCAAUGCCUCAAAGUACUGUUUCUGAACCACAACCCUGUCACGAACUUUGACCUCAAUGCACCAGUACCCACCCUGUCAGUGCUGAACUUGGCCUCCGCGAAGCUGGCGAGACUACCAGACGCACUGUUCAUGAAGAUGUCUGGACUUACCAAACUCACCAUCAGCAAAAACCACUUCGUCUCGCUAUCACCAAACUUUGGGCUCUUGUCCAAGUUGGAGUAUCUCAGCAUCGCCAAGAACGAAUUGAGUCGGCUGCCUGCAGAAAUUGGACGACUGACUGAGUUGCGAUAUCUGGAUGUGCGCGAGAACAAUCUGAGUAUGCUCCCUCCGGAGCUGUGGUAUGCAAAGUUGGAGACGCUCAAUGUGUCCUCGAACGUGCUCGCCGACUUUCCCAAGCCCGGUGCUCCGUUGCCGCCGUUAUCAGAUGCUGCGACCAUUGUCACGCCCACCCCCAAUGCCAAUAGUCCGGACUUUGAGGAGUUGGGGAAGCUGGAGGAUUUUCAGCUGCGCAGACCAAGCCAAGUUUCCGGCAUGAUGAGCACAUCGAGCUCGCCGGGCACGACGUCUCGGAAGGGAUCUGUCGUGUCUGCGUACUCUGGAAAGGGGAUGCUUGGCCGAUCGAGCACCGCGAGCAGCACAACGACUCUCACCGCAGUGCCCGGAGGAUCGAGAAAGGAUUCCACCAUGUCCAGUAGGUUGGCAGCGACAUUCUCAACCUCCCUCCGACAUCUGUUUUUGGCAGACAAUCGACUCGAGGACGAUGUCUUCAACGAACUCGUACUUCUGCCGGAGCUUCGCAUUCUCAACUUGUCCUACAACCAGCUCUACGAUGUGCCCCCGCGUACCAUCCGAAAGUGGACUCACUUGACCGAGCUCUAUCUGUCCGGCAACGACCUUACGUCGAUACCGUCAGAAGACUUGGAGGAGACUUCAUCACUCAAAGUGUUGCACAUCAACAACAACAAGUUUCAAGUCCUGCCGGCAGAGUUGGGCAAGAUCCAACGACUUGCCAUUCUCGAUGUGGGUAGCAAUAUGCUGAAGUACAACGUCUCGAACUGGCCAUACGACUGGAACUGGAAUUGGAAUCGCCAGCUGCGAUACCUCAAUUUGUCAGGAAACAAACGUCUGGAGAUCAAGCCCAGUGCGCAAUCGCUUAGUGGGCGGGACCAGCGCGACUUGACUGAUUUCUCGUCGCUGAUCAACUUGCGCAUCCUGGGACUGAUGGAUGUCACCCUCACAAUUCCAUCUGUGCCUGAUCAGGCUGCUGACAGACGAGUACGGCUUGCCGGGUCGCUCAUCGGCAACACCAUGCCAUACGGUAUGGCAGACACGCUCGGCCGCAACGAGCACUUGUCCACGCUUGACCUGGUCGUACCGCGAUUCCGAGGACACGAAGAUGAGGCUCUUGUCGGGCUUUUUGAUGGACAAUCUCUUUCAUCGGGUGGCAGCAAGAUAGCUAAGUUCCUGCACGAGAAGUUCAAGCACUACUUCAUCGAGGAACUCGACAAGAUCGAUAGUGAACGAGAAACGCCGCUGGACGCACUCCGACGAACGUAUCUGAGCCUGAACAAGGAGUUGGCCACGACUGCCACACAAGUCAUGGAUGCGCGUGAACGCCCCAGCAGUGCAUUGUUACAUCGAGGAAGCGUUGCCGGACCAGAUCUCGGCGACGACGAUAUCAUGUCUGGCAGUACGGCCACGGUCAUGUACCUCCACGGCUUGGAGCUCUACAUCUCGAACGUGGGAGAUGCACAGUGUUUGCUCAUACAAUCCGAAGGAGGACACCGAAUCAUCACAAAGAAGCACGAUCCGGCCGAGACAAGCGAACGCCAACGCAUUCGCGAAGCUGGCGGCUACGUGUCCAGACAAGGAAAACUCAACGACCAGCUCGAUGUUUCGCGUGCCUUCGGAUAUGUUCAGCUUGCGCCUUGCAUCAUUGCGGCACCGGCUUUGAACAAGAUUGACAUCAAAGAGCAGGACGAGAUGAUCUUGCUGGCUUCUCGAGAGCUCUGGGACUACCUGACGCCCGACUUCGCGGUGGACGUCGCGAGACAAGAGCGUGGAGACUUGAUGAGGGCAGCGCAAAAGCUGCGGGAUCUCGCUAUCGCAUUUGGAGCGACGGGAAAGAUCAUGGUGAUGAUGGUCGGAGUCAGUGACCUCCGUAAACGUGAGAAGAUGGCGCGCUUCAGAACGCAUUCUAUGAGUAUGGGUCCUUCCGGCUCGCCAGAUGAUUACUUUACGACGGUGCGCAAAGCCAAGCGGGGACGCGACGCGGUGGGUGACUCCAAGCUCGCUCGACUCGAUCAGGAAGUGGACGCGCCGACCGGAGACGUGACACUCGUCUUCACGGACAUCAAGAACAGCACCAUCCUGUGGGAAACAUACCCCAUCGCCAUGCAAUCUGCCAUCAAGAUGCACAACGAAGUCAUGCGCCGACACCUGAGAAUCAUUGGCGGCUAUGAGGUGAAGACGGAAGGCGACGCGUUCAUGGUCGCCUUCCCCACCGUCACGAGCGCGCUUCUGUGGUGCUUCACCAUUCAGAGUCAGCUGCUCGAAGUGCAGUGGCCCCAAGAGAUCCUCAACAGUGUGCACGGAGAAGAGAUGCAGGACGCAGAUGGCAAUGUCAUCUUCCGAGGUCUGAGUGUGCGAAUGGGCAUUCACUGGGGUCGGCCGGUGUGCGAAAUCGACCCUGUCACGAAGCGCAUGGAUUACUUUGGUCCGAUGGUCAACCGCGCCGCUCGUAUCGAGAGCGUCGCUGAUGGUGGUCAGAUCUGUGUAUCCUCGGACUUCAUUCAAGAGGUGCAAAGAAUGCUGGAAAGCCACAUCGAGUCUGAUCGGGUAGGCUCGACCGGCUCAGAGGAUACGUUGAAUGAUGAUGUGCUCACGCAGACCAUCCGACGCGAGCUUCGAUCGCUCAGCAGUCAAGGGUUUGAGGUGAAGGAUCUGGGUCAGCGCACACUCAAGGGCCUGGAAAACCCAGAGUACAUCUACCUGAUGUACCCGCAUUCGCUGGCCUCGCGACUGGUGGUCCAACAACAGAAGGCCGAGGCAGAGUCCAGGGUCGCGCAGGACCUGGCGAGUGAGGCGAAGAAGACACGGAAUAGUCAGCUCACCAUUGACACAGACAGCGUGUGGGAUCUGUGGAACGUGUCAUUGCGGCUCGAGAUGCUCUGCAGCUCGUUGGAGAGUACUGGGGCCAACACUCUCCGACCACCCGAGACGGCGCUUCUGGAGAAGAUCAAACAUGGCGGAGGCGAGAUUACUGAUCGAUUCUUGAUCAACUUUGUUGAGCAUCAGAUCAGUAGGAUUGAGACUUGCAUUUCAACCCUCGCCGUCCGCAACAUGAUUCGACCCUUCAAGAACGGAGUGCUCAAUCAAGCAUGCCCAAUGUCCGAGAUUCUCGCGGAGCUAGCUGCACAACUGGCAGAAUUGAAAGUAAUGAAGGCGGCACAGGGAGAUGUGGAAUUCGCAGAUGCAUAAGACGUGCAGUGCUAUUCAGGAAGGCGAACGAAGUGAAGCGCACACAGAGAUGACAUGAAAGAUGACGGCAAGAGUAGUAAUGUAUGGUAUGGAUGGGCGGGCAGUGGAAGAGACGCUGCCUGCCAUAUGCACGCCGAUUCGCGUGAUGGAUUUAGAGGAAGAAGCAGAGCACUGCUCGACGAAUAUGAUUGCAUUAUUAUUCUUACAUGGCACAGGAACGGACACGAGGGGUGGGGAGGCUGUUCUGAGUUGCCUUUUUGAUUGUGUAUUUUUUUGUUUCGCUCCACGCUGGGAGACGCGUUCGAGCGACGGGGAGUCGAAGCGCGCGCGCCAAAGCGGAAGGCCCGCUGCUUCUGCCAAUUUUUGUACUACUAGGUACCUUAUACUACUAUAUGAC